This is a messenger RNA of Lolium perenne, 1671 nucleotides long. Its product is annotated as F-box/FBD/LRR-repeat protein At2g04230. NCBI's taxonomy places the organism in Eukaryota, Viridiplantae, Streptophyta, Magnoliopsida, Poales, Poaceae. The record is from RefSeq and is a predicted model, not a curated record. Gene Ontology annotation, molecular function: protein binding.
AUGGCAGACAAUGAGACAAUGGCUUCCAAGAAGCGAAUCUACGGCGAUGGCGACGAACCAUCGCGAUCGAGUAGCGGCGAUCGCGCCGAUUUCAUCAGUAACCUCUCCGACGAGUUGCUAGGCACCAUCGUCUCUCUCCUACCCACAAGGGAAGGCGGCCGCACGCAGGCGCUCUCCCGCCGGUGGCGUCCCAUCUGGCGCGCCGCGCCGCUCUACCUCGACGUCGGGGACUUCGGCUGCGGCUUCUCCGAGAAGGUCAUCUCCAGCAUCCUCUCCGCGCACACCGGCCCCGCUCGCCGCAUCUCGCUCAGCCGCAUCCGUCCUCUACCCCGCCGCUUCCACUACACCGACGACGACGCCAGCGACGGCAGGAUCGACCUAUGGCUCUGCCCCCGAGUCCUCUCCCACCUCCAGAAGCUGGAGCUCACGUACAGCUACGAUUACACCCGCAUCACGUUGCCACCAUCCGUGUUCCGCCACGCGCCCGCGCUUCGAGUUGCCAAGUUCUCCUGGUGCCGUCUCCCGCCCAACCUGGCCGUGGACUUCCCGUGCCUCCAGCAGCUCACCCUGCGCAGGGUCACCAUGACCGAGGAGACCUUCCGCGCCGUGCUCACCGGCUGCCCCGCGCUGGAGAUCCUUCUGCUGGAGAAGAAUGUCGGCGUCGGCUGCCUCCGCAUCAGCUCCCCGACCCUCAAGAGCAUCGGCUUCCUUGCUCGUUGGGAGAAACCACAAGGCGAUAAUAGCACCGUCAAUGUCAACGAGCUGGUUGUCGAGGACGCCCCUUGUCUUGAAAGAUUGCUGCCACUGGAUCCGGAUAAUGGCUCUACCAUCAUCCGGGUCAUCUCGGCUCCCAGACUGGAGGUAUUGGGUUCGCUUGGCAUGGUACAGCUACACCUUGGAACAACAGUUUUUCAGGAAAUGAUUGGAUUAACAAGCACAAUGCGCACCGUGAAGGUUUUGGCCCUUGAUUAUGUUGGUCCCGAUUUAGAUGCGGUUCUUGACUUCCUCAUAUGCUUCCCCUGCCUCGAGAGCCUAUAUAUCGUUUUAGAACCACGGAGGUUUGAACAUCCUUUUAAUGGAAACGAGCUACCCCCACGGAACAAGAUGAAUAGCGUGCGGAGGUAUGCCUCGCCGGAUGGUCCAGCUGAAUGCCUUGAGCUCCACCUGAAAAAAGUGGCACUCAAGGUCUACUAUGGCUGGGGUGUAGAAGCCGACUUUGCCAGAUUCUUUAUUCUAAAUGCCAAAGUGCUGGAGGUAAUGGAAUUCGGAACCGUUAUCCGCUGUAACGACAAAUGGAAGGCUAACCAAAACAAGCUGCUACGCCUGGAAGACAGAGCUUCUCACAACGCUCGGUUGGAAUUCAAAAGCUUUUCUUCGAGUACUUUGAAAGAUUACAAGAAGCGUACGCAUGAUCUGUCAUUGCCUGAUCCGUUCGACGCCUCGUUCUUGUAUGGUUAUGUUACCCUUUGAGAAGCACCCUCGUAUCAUCUUCAAAUAAUAAUUUUGGUAUGCCAUCUUACAUGUAGUCUAAAGUUGUCUCACCCCUUUCUGAUGCUCCGUCUUUACAAAGUGAUCUACUUCAUGCAACAAUGGAAUGGAAGGUCUUAUCGCUCUUGUAGAAACAAGAUGGUUUUGUGUAGAGCAAUAGAAAGGGUUUACUUUAUAGUUUAA